UCGCCUACGCCGAUACACGGCAUCCUGCGCGACCCGGCCAUGCUCGAGUCGCUCCUCGCCCGCGGCGGCAAGAAACCGCGCCGCGGCUCGUCCGCCUCCCAGACCCCGACCCUGCGCGAGGCACCGUCGUCCAAACACCGCCGGAAGGAGCGCGAGACGGACAGCGCGUCCAUCCUCUCCCACGUCCUCGCCGAGGAGGAGAGGCAGGCGCGCCACCUCAAGGCCGUCCUCCGCCAGACCGGCACGCGGCUCGAAGAGGCCCUCCGCCGCGCCGAAGAGGCCGAGUCGCGCGCGCGCACCGCGGAGCGCGCCUCGGCCGACCUCUCGACCAAGGUCGCCAGCGCCGACGCCGCGCGCGUGCAGGCGAGCGUGGACGCCGCGCGAACGCAGGAGGAGUGCAGGCGGUGGCAGAUGCAGGCCGACACGGCGGAGCGCGACGCCCGGCGCGCGCAAACCGACUUGGGGAGGGCGGAGCGUGCGCGGCAGGACGCGGAGGAGCAGGCGAGGGAGGCGAAGGAGUCGGCGCGCAGUGCGGAGGCCACUCUCCGGGAGUGGCAGGCGCGGCAGCAAGGGCGGGAGGAGGUGCGGCGUCUGGAGGUGCAUCGGAGGUAUACCGAUGGACGGGACGAAGGGUUCGAGGACGGACGGGCGGAGGGGUACGACGCGGGCCACCACGAUGGGUACGAGACCGGCCACCAGGAGGGGUAUGAAGCGGGCUAUGCGGAGGGGAGAAUGGCGGGCCGCGCGAGGGACCGCGAUGGCGAUCGCGACCACGACGACCGGAGACGCGGCCGCGACCUGGACGAAGCUCGCAAGGCGGCGUACGCGGAUGGCUUUGACACAGGCUUCGCGCAGGGCCGCAAGGAGGAGCGCGUGCGUGCCCUUGACGCUUUCGACCGUUUCGUCGAGAACGAGAUGGACCACGCGCGCACCCGUGCACCGACGGAGUACGAGGAUGACCGCACAAAACGGUGGGUCGAAGCUACGCGCAAGAUGCGUGAGCGCGACCUCUCUCCCGCCCGCCCGCGCUCUGAGCUGCGACCCCCUGCGCCGCCGAUGAUCCAGACCCCUCCCCCUCCACCACACCGCACAAUGCCUAUGCACAACGGCCCCUCCCCUCCGCAGCCCAUCCCCGUUCCCACCCCCGUGGCGUCGGUGUACGCGCCGCUCCCCAUCCAGAAGCAGCCAUCCCCCAUCCUCUCCCCGCAACCAGUGCACGGCGCACCGCCCCCUCCUCCGCCAGCAUCUGAGACGCCGCCAGCACAAGGCGCAGGCCCGAAGCUGGUAUGGCUGCACCGGCCACUGAACGUGAACUACCACCGUGAGCCGAUGGACGCAGGACGGCCGCUGCCGAUCCUCUCCGCGCAGCGCGCGUAG
This is a messenger RNA of Epithele typhae, 1377 nucleotides long. RefSeq lists its product as uncharacterized. The record is from RefSeq and is a predicted model, not a curated record. The annotation marks the transcript as partial. NCBI's taxonomy places the organism in Eukaryota, Fungi, Basidiomycota, Agaricomycetes, Polyporales, Epitheliaceae. The transcript has 4 exons.